Penaeus vannamei (Pacific white shrimp) is the source of this 807-nucleotide messenger RNA. Lineage: Eukaryota; Metazoa; Arthropoda; Malacostraca; Decapoda; Penaeidae. The record is from RefSeq and is a predicted model, not a curated record.
AUGCCACACACAGGUCAGUCCGGAGUGAACCAGCUGGGCGGCGUGUUCGUCAACGGGCGGCCGCUUCCCGACUACGUGCGCCGCCGAAUCGUCGAGAUGGCGCUGAUGGGCGUGCGGCCCUGCGACAAUCUCCCGGCAGCUCCUCGUCUCCCCGGCUGCGUCUCCAAGAUUCCUCACCAGGUUUACGAGACAGGUUCCAUUAAGCCGGGCUCCAUGGGGGUUCAAGCCCAAGUUAAGCAAGUCGCCACGCCCACCGUGGUCAAGAAGAUCCUGCGGCUGAAGCAGGACCCCGGGAUGUUCGCCUGGGAGAUCCGCGAGCAGCUGUCGGCGCAGCGCGUGUGCGACCCCGCCUCCCUCCCCUCCGUGUCCUCCAUCAACAGGAUCCUGAGGAACUCGGGCCUGUGGACGCCCCACGAGGCCGCCGCCGCCGCCGCCGCCGCUGCAGGAGCCGGCCAGGGGCGCUCCGGACACGCCGCCCUCGCUGUCUCGGCGGCGGCCACGGUGGAGGAUAAUUUUGAGGAUUUUGAGAAUUAUGAAGAAUUUGAAGAUUUUGAGAAUCUUGAGAAAUUGAGACUGAGGAUUCAGAGAGGGAGAAGGGAUUGGAGGAUGAGGGGAAUUGUGAGGAUUGUGCGUUGGAGUUCAUAUUUCCUAUUUCUUCCUUUCCUCAAUUUCAUUCAUGUUAACCUAAGAAUUCGGAACCGAAGUCCUAAAAAUCCUCGCCUUCUGCCUCCGUCCUCCCCUUCCGCAGACACGCGGCUCCUCGCCUUCCGAGAUCCAUUUCAAUCAGCAUCUCGUCACUGGAACUAA